UGACAAGCGCAGAAAAACUUUUCAUCAACAGCCGCCAUAUUGGAUGAAUAAGGGGCUCAAAAUUUGAGGGGUUCUACGCCAAAAUUUGGCUUCUUUUUUCGUCCAAGUGGCACUUUUUGAGAUCAAUGGUGACCUUCUCUAUCCACGAUAGAAGUUUGGUAAGGGAUUGAAACGUAUUUCUGACCGGAUUGCAGUUCCCGACUGCUCCGUGCUCGGCAAUGCCUGUGCCUGGGUAGUCGCGGAGCGUAAAGUUUUGAUGGGGUAGUGCGAUGCCGUAGAACGCGAUCAUGAAGACUGUGUGCCUUUGCCAUGAAGAGGAAAAUCGAACUGUGCUGUCAUAUUUUUGCGUGUGUGAUGGACCAUCUGUUUUUCUAUCGGUGUGCUGGUAUGUCGAGGGCUUAAAUUCUUGAUAAUCUUCGCCGUUCUCGAGCGCAUAGGGCAUCAGUGGUUUAGGCUUAUCGACAUGGCUGACCAUCUUGUGGAUGGGCCGCCUAGUAAGCGGCAGAAGCUGUCAGAAACUGGCUUAUCGACGGAUAGUGCAGACUUUAGCCGUCUGUGGGACUUGGAGAAUGAGCUGCCGGAAGAACUUAUGGGCGGCGGCGGCGGUCUGGGGGAUCUGGGCCCCCCUGGCCAGACGCAGCAGAACGGCACUGCGUCUUCGUCAGAAGAUGCAGUGUCCACGACAGCAGCCACCAUAGGAGCAGGUCCCAGGCAGCACCAGCAGUUGUCUCAACUAUUGCAGAGCAAAUCGGUACCCAACCACGGCGUCGCCAGUCCGAAAGGGCUUGCCAAGCCACCACAGGCGGCUGUUCUGGUGAGUUCCAGUGGAGGCCCACCCAUUAUGAAUGGGCCUGCCAUGGCAGUAGGCAUGGGAGCUUCACGGGCAUCCAUGGCAGGACUUCUGGGAACUGCACCUCAUUCUCCACAUCAAGGGAUGAUGGGGCAGCCAAACCAGCAAGGUCUCAUGAAGGGCCCUGGAGGGAUGAACCAGGGAAAUGCUGGCUUUGGCGGCUAUGGGAACCAAAUGAUGAACCAGAUGGGCAACCUUGGCAGUCAACGGCCCAUGGCAUCCAAUCUUGGAGGGGCCAUGGGCAUUCCCCCUCGUUACCCAACUUCUAACGUUGAUUCUCAGCAGCUGCAGAAUAUUCACGGGAACCCUAGCUUUCUCGUCUCCGUCCUGCAGCAUGGACAACAGCCACAGCAACAACAGGCUCAGCAGCAGCAGCAGCAACAACAACAGCAACCACAGCAACAGCUAGUGUCACCUCAGCAGCAACAGCAGCACCCUGUCGCUUCACAGCAACAACCUGUGGUGGGCAGUGCGCAACAGCAGCAGCAGAAUCCUGCAACUGUACAGGGGGUAUCGCAGCAGCAGCAGCAGCCCCACUCCACAGGGGCCGGGCCCCCUCCUCCGCAAGCAACGGGGGCUCAGGGAGCCGUUGGCGGAGGAGCCCCUUCUACUGCCGAUCCCGAGAAGAGGAAAUUAAUCCAGCAACAAUUAGUACUUCUACUUCAUGCUCACAAGUGCCAGCGCAGAGAGUCACAAGCAGCCAAUGGAGAGAUCCGCCAGUGCUCUUUGCCCCACUGCCGAACGAUGAAGAAUGUGCUGAAUCACAUGACCAACUGCCAGGCGGGCAAGGCGUGUGCCGUGCCGCACUGUGCAUCCUCAAGGCAGAUAAUUUCUCACUGGAAAAACUGUACCCGUAACGACUGCCCGGUGUGCUUACCCCUGAAGCAGUACUCUGAUCGGAGACAGCAGCAAGCAGCCGGAGCAGCGGUACAACAGACCCAAGGAACAAAUCAAGGACCUGCUCCUGCUGACAUGCAGCGAGCAUAUGCAGCACUAGGUCUUCCUUACAAUGCAGCAGGUGGAACACCGGUUAACCAAGUUAUGAAUAGGCCACAAGGAGUUUCACCUCUGAACGACCUUCAAACCACAUCAGUAUCCCACUGCUCACCGCAAGACCUCCUAGCACAGAGCCCCGCCCCUCCUCAGGGAGCUCCGCCCCAGCAGCCACCCGGCUCUGCCCCAAUGCCCAGUCCCGUCCAACCCCCCCAGAGGACAUUAGGUCCUCCCACAGCAUCUCCUUCUCCAGGGGCUAUCGCUCAGCCUCCUUCGCCCUUUGUGGGUGGUCCAACCUCUCCUGCAGCUCUUACAGCGGCCAAGCUGAUGAAAGCUGUGCAGCAACAACAGCAGCAGCAGCAACAACAACAGCAACAGGGAGGGCAAGUGACAGCUCCACCCAAUCAGGUUGCCCCCUCGGCAGGAGGGGGUGUGGCCCAGCCCGCGGGUGUCGCAAAAGACUGGCAUCAGUCCGUGACGCGUGACCUGCGGCAUCACCUCGUGCUCAAAAUAGUGCAAGCCAUUUUUCCGACCCCGGAACCAGCCACUCUUCAGGACCGGAGAAUGAACAAUCUAGUCGCAUAUGCCCGGAUGGUGGAAGGAGACAUGUACGAAAUGGCCAACAGCCGGGAGGAGUAUUAUCACUUACUAGCAGAAAAGAUCUACAAAAUACAGAAAGAGCUGGAAGAGAAGAGGCUAAAACGGAAGGAGCAGAUGCAACUUCAGCAACAGCAGCAAAUGCAUGUUGGGGGCCCUCCCCCACCCAAUGCCUUGGCCCCACCUGGCCGGGGCCCUGCUCCUGGUGGUAUGCUUAAUGCCCAACUGCAGGCUGGUUCUGCGGGCCUGGGCAACCUUGGAGCGGGUCCUGUCCAGACGCAGGGAACUGGACAGCGUAUGGGCCCUCCCAACAUUACUGUUCCCGGUCCUGGGUUUCAGCCCAGCCCUCUCGGCAGUGGGCCUCCUUUUGGUUCUUCACUCCAACAGCAGCAGCAGGCAGGGUCGUUUCCUGGUGCAAGUGGCCUUGCCAACGCAUUAGAUGGUGGCAUGAACUCCCUCAACAGCCAAUUCCCCACUGGUCAGCAACAGGCACAAACUGCUCAGCAGCAGCAGUUUGAGGCCAUGAAGAGGCAUCUUGCAAUAAAACAACAAGCUCAGCAGUUGAUGAACCAGGCGAGUCAAGCACAGUUAACAGGGACGACGAAUACGGGACCUGCAAUGCAGAUGGCACAGAUGCUACAACAGCAGCAGCAACCUCAACUGGGUGGUCAACAACAGAACAUUGGAAUACAACAACAGAUGUCCCUCCACAAUGCAGGAAUGAUCCCGCAAUCGACUACUCCCCAACCAACUCCUCCCAGCAUGCAGCAGCCCCCUCGUGCAGCCUCUGUACCCACGACGGGGUCCCUGGGGGGCUCCUCGCAACCUCCAACACCCCUUGGGGGAUCGACAAGUGUGCCUAUCGGUGGCACGCAACUUCCUCCACCCUCACAUCAAUUGCCAGAUCAGAUCCUGGCAACGGAGGACGUCCCAGAGGAUGUUAAACCUGAAGUGUCCAUAAAAGAAGAGAUGCUGGAAACACCCGAUGGAAGUGGGGGGACACCUGGUGGCAAAAAGCUGCUAGAGGGACUCGAUAGCAGCGGGGGAUCCAAAAGCAACCUUGACAUGAAGAUGGAAGUAGAAACAAAGCCUGAAGUGCGGUCGAUAGGCAAAGGGAAAGAGAGCUGUGGGAAACAGGAGCCAGGGGAGAAUGGUCUGCCGCACUUCGACACGUCCGGUGUGAAACAAGAACCUGUGUCAGUGAAGACUGAGCCUCAGGAAGGACCCCCCGCAAAUGGUGGUGGCGACAUCCAGAGGCCCAUCAAAUCGGAGCCUGACCUCACUCCUACUGAACCUGAGGAGCCUCCUAAGCAUCGGCCCAACAAGAAAAUAUUCAAGCCAGAUGAAUUAAGGCAGGCGCUGAUGCCCACUUUGGAGAAGCUCUACCGCCAAGAUCCACAUUCACUUCCAUUUCGUCAGCCUGUGGACCCGCAACUUUUGCAGAUCCCUGACUACUUUGACAUUGUAAAGAAACCAAUGGACUUGUCCACUAUCAAGAGGAAACUAGAUACUGGCCAGUACCAAGACCCAUGGCAGUACGUGGACGAUGUGUGGCUAAUGUUUGAUAAUGCCUGGCUGUACAACCGCAAGACCUCUAGGGUCUACCGGUAUUGCACCAAGCUGUCGGAAGAAUUCGAGCAGGAGAUUGAUCCCGUGAUGCAGUCGCUCGGAUAUUGCUGUGGCCGGAAGUUCGUGUUUCAGCCGCAAACCCUAUGCUGUUACGGCAAGCAGCUCUGCACAAUCCCUAGGGAUGCCAAGUACUGGAGCUACCAGAAUAGGUACACCUACUGUCAGAAAUGCUUUGCUGAAAUCCCUGGUGACACUGUUACCUUGGGUGAUGACCCCACACAGCCACAGACGUUCCUCGAUUGCAGAACCAUUCGAAAGGACCAAUUCGUCGAGAUGAAAAACGACCACCUUGAGAUGGAACCGUUCGUAGAAUGUCUAGACUGUGGCCGUAAAGUGCAUCAAGUCUGCGUGCUUCACUUCGACCAGAUAUGGCCAGAAGGUUACACCUGUGAUAACUGCCUCAAGCAGAAGGGCAAGAAGCGGAAGGAGAACAAGUUCACUGCGAAACGGUUACCAAUGUGCAAAUUGGGCAACUAUAUUGAGAACAGAGUCAACACCUACCUCCGCAAAAAGGACACCGGUGCAGGGGAGGUCUUCAUUCGCGUGGUUUCUUGCACAGAGAAACUGGUCGAAGUGAAACCUGGCAUGAAGAACCGAUACGUCGACACGGGCCAUUGGCCGGAACAGUUUCCGUAUCGUGCCAAAGCUCUAUUUGCGUUUGAGGAAAUAGAUGGCACCGAUACGUGCUUUUUCGGCAUGCAUGUGCAAGAGUACGGCUCUGACUGCCACCCUCCCAACACCAGGCGUGUCUACAUUGCCUACCUGGACAGUGUACAUUUCUUUAGGCCAAAGCAGUACAGGACGCAAGUGUACCACGAGAUCCUGCUCGGAUAUCUAGACUAUGUAAAACAAUUAGGCUUCGCCAUGGCCCACAUCUGGGCUUGUCCACCCAGCGAAGGAGACGACUAUAUCUUCCACUGCCACCCACCCGAGCAAAAGAUUCCAAAGCCCAAGCGCCUGCAGGACUGGUACAAGAUGAUGCUUGACAAGGGAAUCAUCGAGAGGAUUGUCCUGGAGUACAAGGACAUCCUAAAGCAGGCAACUGAGGACAACCUUCAGAGUCCGAGCGAACUUCCUUACUUUGAGGGGGAUUUCUGGCCCAACGUGCUGGAAGAAAGCAUCAAAGAGCUGGACCAAGAAGAGGAAGAAAGAAGAAAAGCCGCAGAAGCAUCCGCCGCUGCUGCAUGUGCCUCCGAAGCCAGCCAGGAUGGAGAACCAGAAUGCGGCGAGGUGGGUGCCUUUCUGGGUGACCUGAAGGGUCAGAAGUCCGGCCGUAACAAGAAGGCGAACAAGAGCAAAAGCAAUCAGAGGAAGAACAACAAGAAGUCCUCCGUACCUCACACUGGCAACGAUCUCUCUGCGAAAAUCUACUCCACCAUGGAAAAGCACAAAGAGGUGUUUUUUGUCAUCCGGCUACACUCUGCUCAAGCAGCUGUGAGUUUGCCUCACAUUCAAGACCCUGAUCCGAUGAUGCCCUGCGACCUGAUGGAUGGUCGGGACGCCUUCCUCACCCUGGCUCGUGAGAAGCACUACGAGUUCUCAUCGCUCCGACGGGCAAAGUUCUCGAGCAUGGCCAUGCUGUACGAGCUGCACAACCAGGGCCAGGACCGCUUCGUCUACACGUGCAACCAAUGCAAGACUCACGUCGAGACACGCUACCACUGCACUGUCUGCGACGAUUUCGACCUCUGCGUUGGCUGCUACGACCGGGAGGGCCACCCACACAAGAUGGAGAAGCUGGGCUUCGACCUGGAUGACGGCUCGGCCGCUGCGGACCAGAAGCAGACCAACCCGCAAGAAUCGCGCCGCCUCUCGAUUCAGCGCUGCAUACAGUCGCUGGUCCACGCGUGCCAGUGCCGAGAUGCCAACUGUCGCCUGCCCAGCUGUCAGAAGAUGAAGAGGGUCGUGACGCACGCAAAGGGCUGCAAACGAAAGACCAAUGCAGGAUGUCCGAUCUGCAAGCAGCUUAUUGCCUUGUGCUGCUACCAUGCCAAACACUGCCAGGAGGCCAAGUGUCCCGUGCCGUUCUGUCUGAACAUCAAACACAAGCUGCGCCAACAGCAGCUGCAGCAGAGGCUACAGCAGGCGCAGAUACUCAAGAGGCGUAUUGCAAGUAUGGCCACAAUGCAGAACAGGGGUGGCAAUGUGCCAGCCCUGCCAGCACCGGCAAGUGUGCCACCACCCAGCGCUCCGUCGCCCGGUGGGAAGAAUGUGCCAGGCAUGGUGGGCGGGGGAGGUGGUCCACCUGCGGGGGCGUUACAAGCGGUUCAACAAGUGCAGGCAGCGGUCGCGAGGCAGCAGGCUCCGCAUCUGACUGCUGCCACGGGCUACGGGAAAGGUGGGGCAGUUGGUGGCGGAAAGCCUGGUGCGGGGCUCAGGAUGGUCGCAAUGCGAUGGGAAGGGGCGCCGCCAUACAGCCAACCCCAGCCCCCUCAGCAGCCCCUGGGGCCUCCGCAGAUGCGCCAGCAGCAGAUGGUGGGGGCCACGUCGCCAAUGGGGCCCCCAAAUGUGCAACCUCGUCCGAACCAGAUGACACCCGCACUGCAGCAGCUCAUCCAAACGCUCAAGUCACCCGCGUCACCGCAGCAGCAGCAACAGGUGUUGCACAUCCUCAAGUCGAACCCGCAGUUGAUGGCGGCAUUCAUAAAACAGAGAAGCCAACACCAGCAACAGCAGCAGCAUCAGCAGCAACAACAGAUGUUGAUGAGCCAGCAACAGCAGCAGGCUCCUCCUCCUACGCCGCAGCAGCUGCAGCAACAGCAGCAGCAGCAGCAGCAGCAACAGUGGCAACUGCAGAGGCAACAGCAACUUAUGAUGCAGAGGCAGCAGGGCCAGUUUGCGCAGCAGGGAGGCAGUGGGACACCCGGUGCACCUCCUCACUAUCAGCGACCACGGCAUUUCUACCAGGGCGGCCCCGUGCAGGGUGGGGCUGACCAGUACGCGCAGUUCGGUGGCCUCAAGCAGAGCCCACUCAGCCCACAGCAACUCAUGCAACAAGUGCGGUCUCCACCCCCGGGGCAGUUGGUGCGGUCUCCGCAGCCCUCUCCCCGUUCUAUCCCAUCACCCCGUCAGCAGCCCAUCCCCUCGCCACAUUACCCCACGCAGACGCAUUCGCCUCACUUAGGACUGGUAGAUGCAGGUGGUGCGGACAUGAUGUUGCCACAGGGCAUCGGGGGUCCCAGCCCACCCCACCAGGAUCUCGGUGGUGCCGUGGGCGGUGCGGGGCCCCUAGUUCCACCUCCCCAAGUACAGCCUUCUGAGGACUCUGCCCUCCUAACGCCCCAGGAGCAGCUCAACAAAUUUGUGGAAAACUUGUAGCGUGCCGUGCGCGCAAGAACUGUAAGUGUACUAUUUAAAAGAGAAACUGUGCCGCCAGGUUGGGUGCAACAGGGCACUGCUAUUGCCUUUUGUACGGGCCCAGGAUUCUUUUUUUUUUUUUUUCUUCCCGCAUCCGGUUCUUCCGUUUGCUCGUUUCUGUGUACAGUUCUCGUCAUUUUAAUCUGCCGGUGCACCGGCUGCCCGUCUCUUCUCCCCUCCCCCCUGCGCUCUCAUUGUUGCAUUGUAAAUUCAUCUCUUCUGCUCCCCCCCUUCUUUUUUAAAAGUGGACGAAUGAACAUUUCUACGAUGGUUUCGCUCAUCAUGGUUGCCCGAUCUAAGUUAAGGAUGCCAGUCUUCCUCCCCCUUCACCUUUGAUGAAAUGUGGCAAACGCAGCCGUCCCGCUACUUGGCGGGAGUUGGGCCAGGUCAAAGGCAGAAGAAAAGAGAAAAAAAAUCUAGCAUAAGAUCACCCAUUAUCACAAUUUCAUUUAGAGGCUCUGACUACUACAAACCUCAAUGCGAAAGCACCGCAUAUUUAUUAACAGAGUUUGGUGCCUGCGCCUUCUGAUUGUUUUCUCCGCUCGUCGACCGAAGUUGAUGAGAUUGCAGCAGAUAGUUUUUUUUCUUUAUUUUUGUUUGAGAAGAUUGAUCGCAUCCCAAAGUUUGCAAGGGAGCAACAAAAGAACGUUUCUUUUGAGAGAAAUUAGGAAGUACAUACCAUCGAAUCAUUCAGGUUAGGAAAUCGUGUGAUAGAGUUAUUGGUGACAGGAAGGAGGAGGUUGACAGCAUCCGGAGGAAAAGAGGACAAUGAAGAUCUCUGGGCAUUGUUCCAGGGGGUCAUUUCUUCUUGGAGGGAAGGGUGGCGGUGUGAAGAAAAAUCGCUACCUGCCCAUUGUUUGUACAUUCAUUCCCUAGGGUCACUGUACGGUUGAGUGACAUCUGCAUUGUACAUAUUGUACACAUUUCAUGUCUACCAACUGGAAUAAAAUUAGGUACGUUAAUA
Messenger RNA from Ornithodoros turicata, 8390 nucleotides. RefSeq names its product CREB-binding protein-like (gene nej). Bases 464 to 7387 code for a protein of 2307 amino acids. The record is from RefSeq and is a predicted model, not a curated record. The transcript is spliced from 27 exons. Gene Ontology annotation, biological process: positive regulation of transcription by RNA polymerase II. Gene Ontology annotation, cellular component: nucleus; histone acetyltransferase complex; transcription regulator complex. Gene Ontology annotation, molecular function: protein binding; chromatin DNA binding; zinc ion binding. Lineage: Eukaryota; Metazoa; Arthropoda; Arachnida; Ixodida; Argasidae.